This is a messenger RNA of Penicillium malachiteum, 339 nucleotides long. RefSeq lists its product as uncharacterized. The coding region runs from base 1 to 339 and encodes 112 amino acids. The record is from RefSeq and is a predicted model, not a curated record. Lineage: Eukaryota; Fungi; Ascomycota; Eurotiomycetes; Eurotiales; Aspergillaceae. The transcript has a single exon.
AUGCUAAUAUUGAUCACCGGGAUUCCAUGGUAUGGGACAUCCCAAGAAAUCCCUGACGUUCGUGCCAAGCAGGCUAUCCGGGAGGUCCCUGGCAAUUUCAAGUCGGAAAUUGACGCCUUGACUCUUUUGACAAAUGAAGGAUGCUCCAGCACCCCGGCUUUAAUUGAUUGGAUGGCGGAAGAACAAGCGUAUGACGAAUGGGUUCCGGGUGGCUACAAGCUAAGCAUUUUGAUGGAGAAUCCACCAGGUUCCGAUCCCGAAGAUUUAUGGUUCAGUAGUCAGAUGCCCAUUGAUGAAAGGCAUCGUUUACGAAGCGCCUUUAAGAAAGCAUGGCUGUGA